UUGGCGUUUGCCACAGGUAGUACUGCUCUGAAAUUCAGUUAUUUCUCCCAGUAGUAAAUGCUGCUAAACUUUCCCACAUCCUGUUACCGCUUGAAGGCGUGAAGACAUUAGAUGACAGCGGACCGCCUGGUGGACAGAUUCACUGUAGCGAGAGUCCGGCUCUGAAGCGCGCACACACCUCAGCACCUUGGACAGAGCGCAGCGCCGCAGUGGCGAUGCGUGGAUUCAACCGGUGGCUUCCCACUGGAGCAGCAGUGUGAGGGGCACCGUUUGACUGAAUGUUACAUAAAAACUCUUUGUGUUCCUCAUGUGGGCAAGGCUUGCUCUCUGGAUCACUUGGACCGGCGCUUUUUUUUUUGUUCCUUGUAAUACAGAGCGCCUCCGUGGAUUCAGUCGUGUUGGUAGGCGUGCCGCUGAAUGAGUGGUUGACUCCAGAAGCCGUGCAGAGCAGCGUGGAUUAGGUGACUGUCAGCCGGGCGCAGCGGUGUGGUGGUGGUGGUGCCUAAGAGACCCUCCAUUUAUAAGGAUGCUGGUGGGAAAUGCCUGGAGACAGAGAUGACGAGAUUUGUCAAAAGGCACUUGAACUCCUGUCAGAUCUUUGCUCGAAGGGGGAAGUGCAGAACGAACACUGCCUUGAUUUUAUCUACUAUUUCCGAGAUCUCGCCAGGCCACGCUAUACGGAUUCAGAUAUAUCGGUGAGUCUGUUGUCACUGGUAGUGACUGCCUGUGGCUUGGCACUGUUCGGGGUAUCCCUGUUUGUCUCCUGGAAGCUCUGCUGGAUACCAUGGAGGGAGCGUGGGCUUUCCCCCACCACCAAGGAGGCCCACGGGCACCUCAACCCCACCAUGAGUCCACUGCCCUCGCAGCCUGCACCCAGGCAGCCAGUUUACACAGCCGUGGACCCGCCAGUGCACAACCGCCGUGAGUCAUCACAGUGCUCCAUCACCAGAGAGCCCACUCCUAUGGCAUCUGUGGUAUCAGUAGAGGCUCCGGUGACUCCAGUAUCACCACCACCUGUGGUCUUAGCCACACCAGAGGCAGCUAUGAAGAUAAGUCACACAUCUCCAGACAUUCCAUUGGAUGCCCAGAGCAAAAGUCAGGAAAGUGGGGUCCACACUAACCCUCGUAUUCAAAGACAGACCACUGAACCCCCGCCCUCUGGUCGUUCAAUGUCUGAAAUUGGACAAGGAACCAUUCGCAGACAUAUGAACCUGUCUAAUCCAGACUUCAAUGUGGCUCAGUUUCAAAGGCAGGACUCCCUCACUGGAAUGGGAUUGGGGCUUGGCCGCCUUAAACCUGAGCUCUAUAAACAACGCUCCCUCGAAGGAGAUGAAGGCAGUCGCAGGGGUGGGAGCUGUGGGCGCCUCCACUUUAUCCUCAAAUUUGAUUGUGACCUGGAACAGUUAAUAGUUAAGAUCCACAAAGCAGAGGACCUCCCAGCCAAGGACUUCUCUGGUACCUCUGACCCUUAUGUUAAGAUCUAUCUUCUCCCUGAUCGUAUGACCAAGCACCAGACAAAGGUGCACCGCAAGACACUGAACCCUGUGUUCGAUGAGGUCUUCCUGUUUCCUGUGGCAUACUCUGAGCUUCCCACACGUAAGCUGCACUUCAGUGUCUAUGACUUUGACCGUUUUUCACGCCACGACAUCAUCGGCCAGGUGGUUGUGGACAACUUCCUGGAUCUGGCAGAUUUUCCCAGGGAAACAAAACUCUGCCGGGAAAUCCAGUAUGUCUCCUCGGAUAAUGUGGACCUCGGAGAUCUGAUGUUUUCACUCUGCUACUUGCCUACUGCGGGGAGAUUGACCAUUACCAUGAUAAAGGCUCGCAAUCUCAAAGCAAUGGAUAUCACCGGUGCAUCUGAUCCAUACGUGAAGGUUUCACUAAUGUGUGAAGGUCGCAGACUGAAGAAAAGGAAGACAUCGACGAAGAGGAACACUUUGAAUCCAGUUUAUAAUGAGGCCAUUGUCUUUGAUGUCCCUCCAGAAAAUAUAGAGCAGAUCAGCCUUUUGAUUGCAGUGAUGGACUACGACCGUGUAGGCCAUAACGAGGUCAUUGGUGUGUGCCGAGUUGGCAAUGAUGCAGACAGCCUCGGCCGAGAACACUGGAGUGAAAUGCUCACAUAUCCUCGAAAACCUGUCGCCCACUGGCACCCUCUUGUCGAGUACCAGGGGACCACAGGUAGUAGCCAAGGAGGAUCCUGUAAUUCUCUGAAGACGCCUCCUUCUCCGUAGCCUUGAGCGUCAAUUCACAAAGGGCACCAAUUAACUCGAAGCCUCGGCCGUACCUCUGGACAUUAAUGCUGCAGGGGGCUGCACGCAAGAAUACAGAUGUUGCUAAACUACUAUAGAAAAGAGAGAGAGACAAACUGUCUUGGGCUUUGCUCAGUUGAAUCAGUUGCAUGUUGAAUGACCACAAAGAUGGAUGUUUUCUUUUCUAAAAAGUCCCAUAAGGAAAACAGCAGACAUUUUAAGUCUGUACUAUCCCUGGGUUUAUACAGUAGUUACUGUUUUUUUUUUUUGUUUUGUUUUUUUACAUAGUCUUGUUAAUUGUUUUAAUGAGGUGAGUCUGUAUUUGCACAAUGUACUGACAACCAGUUGAACUGCCAUACUGUUUUUUUUUUUAAUUUGGUGGUGAAUUGGUGCAUGAGGUCAUGGUUUGGUGGGAUAUCUUCUCCUCGUUUGUUUGUUCCUGUUUCUAUUUUUGGGAGUAUGAUGUGUUGUUCUGUCAGUUGAUGUGCGGUGACGGUUAAUUUCGAAACAAAAUAUCUGUAAGCAAAAUAUGUUAAAUGUUAUCAAUAAAUAUUAUUCCAUUAAAAAA
Scatophagus argus is the source of this 2817-nucleotide messenger RNA. It is a transcript of the gene syt9a, whose product is annotated as synaptotagmin IXa. Gene Ontology annotation, cellular component: dense core granule; membrane. Gene Ontology annotation, molecular function: SNARE binding; calcium-dependent phospholipid binding; clathrin binding. Gene Ontology annotation, biological process: regulation of calcium ion-dependent exocytosis; cellular response to calcium ion; regulation of dopamine secretion. The coding region runs from base 540 to 2231 and encodes 563 amino acids. Lineage: Eukaryota; Metazoa; Chordata; Actinopteri; Scatophagidae. The transcript has 7 exons. The record is from RefSeq and is a predicted model, not a curated record.